CGUCUGUUAGCUAUACGCGGCUAGUACCCUAACCGUUUCACUUCAGUUCCGCUGCGAGCCUCUCCCGGCCCCGUUACUGUGAGGGCAUGACCCUCAUCCAGCCACUUACACAUUGGUGUCCUGAAAUCGCAGAAAGGAGCGACUUCGGCGCGCCGCCAGUCGGCCGCGUCGCCUCCGAGGAGCCGUUCCUCUCUCAAUCGCUCCCCCUCGGUCGCAGGUGACCCACCGAAGCGAUCCAUGCACCCAGGUUGUCAUGUCGUGUCUGUUCUGGUCCUCAGGUUCUAACUUCUGGGGCGGAGGGGUCUUGGCAUGGUUGAGGUGAGCUCCUGCCUCAUCCACCCCCUCUCUCUCCCUCUUUCAGAUACCUGGAGGUGACCGUCCAUCUGUCCGGUGCUCUCGUUGGCUUAUUUCAGGUGCGCAGAAUGUUCACAUAGACGCUGCCAGAUCAGUGGUUUGCUAUCCGUCAGGCUUGUGUAGUGGCCCAUGUUGAGGCCGGCCUUUCGGCUCCGCGGUAAUCGCUGGUUGGCUGGAGGUCCGUCACCCUCCCUUGGCGUCGGGGGCGGAGAGGUUCACCUGCCCAUUGCCGACACGGGGUAGUGUUUGUCUCGCUGGUCCUCUUCUCUGCCUUCAGGUGGGGCCUUUCCGCUCCGGGAUAGGACUCGACCCUGGCUCAGCAGGACCAUCACGGCUGCUCGUGGGCCUCCCGCCCAUCCGGUCUGGGUGAGCGACGAGUUCAUUCAUUUUGGGUGCUGGGUGUGUCUCUUUCAGGUCCGUGGGGGUUCCCUCCUACUCAUGCCUUUCUUUAUUGCUGGCCCCCUUCUCCUAUCCCCUUCCGGCGACGUCACAGGGACGAGGCAGCAUCGAGCGCCCUGCUGUGCUUACCUCCGCCUGCAAUUGCGGGGUGGUAGCCUACACAAAAGGUCUUUCUCUCUUCCUGUACGUGAUGCAGGGUUCCUUCCGAGUUCUUCGUGAGUGCUGGUGAUAUUUGUUUGUUUGAGUGAGUGAAGUAGGAGGCGAGCAUGCGUCAAUGGCUGGCUUGGCCAGGCCUGUAUGACCAUGCUAUCGUCAGGCAGAUGAUUGUUGUAUGAAGGCCGAUAGUGUACGGAUGUGUGUAUGUUGGACUCGAUGAAUGUGUAUGUGUGGGUGGAUGCCCAGCACGUUCGUGCGUAAUCGUCAAUCGGUAGUCGGUUCAAGUAUAACGCAUAUAUGAGUCUUUCAUCCAUGUGUGGUGUCGCCCCUGGGCAUGGUGCGCCCCACACACACAUGUAUGCAAGUCAACGCCAUGCAUCCCUCACGGCCCAUACACAUGGACAAUGUCAGCCAAGGCACCGCCCUCACUUCGACUAAAUACUUGAGGCGGCUCUCCAUGCCUGGCCAUGCGACGAAUGGGCCGCACACAGACAUGGCCGUGGGCACACAAGUGUCCAAGGGCUCUGGUUCAUGCUCGCCUGUCGUCCGUCAGACGACUCACCAGGUUGGUGUGGUGGCCCAGCCACUCCAUACUUGCCUCUGGUCCGCAUGGGACCGUUUACUCUGCCAACAAAAAUGCCAGGACGGCCUUCUCGGCCCCAGCCUCUGUGGUGCUUCACACCCCAGGGGCAGUCAGUUUCUCUCCUCUCACCAAUUAAUUUGCGUGUGCACUCUCUCUCUCUCGCGCGUGCUCUCCAUAGACACGUAAUCACGUAGUCAUCAGGGGUCGGGGCUCAUCAUCAGGGUUGACGGGCUGUGAGACAUGUGUUGGUGCGUCUCAGUCCGAUAUACACAAUGGGCGUGGAUGGACGACAGGGCUCAGAUCAUGUGCUGGAGUGCACCCCAUAUCCGUGUUGAGACGCGGCUGCCCUCCACACGUAGCACCGCGCUCGGGCUCAUCCUCGGCAAGGCAACUUCACGGAAGGUCCAUCAGCGGGUCGGGCCGACGGCCCGCCCAGCUGACGGAAGGAGGAGAGCCAUCUUGGGGGAUUACUCACGCUUCAUGGCGCCCUGUGCCUUAGGCUGAAUGGGGGUGGCCCCUCUCUCCGGGUAGGGAAACUCUUGGUGUGUCUCUGAGGUGAGGAGGGGUGGUGAGACACGAGGCUCACCAGUCACGCCCUGAUGUUGACUUUCCUUGGAGUUGGUGGCUUGAGUGUGGUGGGAUAGGAAGGGCACAGACGACCUACGGACUGGGAGUGGUCAGAAGCACUGAAAAUACGACAAGUAGGGAAAAGUUGGGAAAAUGAUGAUUUUGGUGAUCGGGAUGAAGCGAAAAUGGCAGGAAUGUCGAGCCGUUAGACACAGGUUUUUCCCUGUGGAAAACCACUUUUUCCCGGGAGAAAGUUCACUUUUUCCAGGAAGAAAGUCAUUUUCUUCAGGUAGAAAACCACUUUUUCCCGGGAGAAAACUACUUUUUCCCGGGGGAAAUUCAUUCUUUCCAGGGAGAAAGUGAAUCUCUCCAGGACGAUGGAAUAUUUCCCUUGAGUGAAAUAUUCCAUUUUACGGAAUCCCAAACCCUGAGUCUCGACGGGGAAAUGGGCACCCCCCUCUCCCUUCUUUCAUUUGUUUUCCGAAAAAGUGUCACCGACAAUGAUCUGGGUGUGCUCAAGUACGUACCUCGUGAUUCGGUCAGUGGGAGAGUGAUCCAAGCCAAAUGGGUCUUCAAACAGAAACCUGACCGCAAGAAGGCACGGUUGGUCGCCAAGGGCUUCGAGCAGGUGCUGCGAGACGACGAAGAGACGUACGCACCCACGAUGUCUGCCCAGGCUGUGCGUACCUUCCUGGCGGCAAUCCAGAAGAAUGGCUGGCCCAUGCGUCAGUUGGACGUCAACACGGCGUCAGGGUUGAAUGCACCAUUGGACAACCCUGUGUAUAUGGAGUGCCCCGAGGGAUACGAGAAGCCAGGGUGCGUCAUCGCUGCAGAAGGCCAUUUAUGGGCUGCGAGAAGCACCGCGUGCUUGGAACCAGCUGCUGGUGAAAUGGCUGAAGUCCGUGGGCUUCGUAGCUCUCGAUGCAGACCCCUGCAUAUUCACAUUCAACAGCAGACAGUUGUGGUUGGGCGUGGUGGUCGAUGAUAUCGUCUACACAGGGAGCGACGCUGACCCGAGAUGGUUCCUGGACGCAAUCGGACACCCUGAGACGGGUCGAUUUGCCAUCAAGGAUCUGGAUAAAGUGAACACCUUUGUGGGCAUCAAGAUCAGUCAAGACAAGGAGAAGGGCGUGAUGACCCUGUCGCAGGAGAAAUACAUCAACAGCAUGGUCGGAGAAAUACAUCAACAGCAUGGUCAAGAAGUUCCGGGUGGAACAUGCUGUGCCUGCUACGUCACCCCUGCCUCUUGGUCUGCGCCUUACCAAAGACAUGGGACCGAAGACUGAGGAUGAGGCGAGAGAGGCACUCAAGCUGCCGUACAGAGAGCUGGUGGGAAGCCUCUUAUAUAGCGCCGUCACAGUGAGACCUGACAUUGCUUAUGCAACGAAGGAGCUGACAAAGUUCUACAGCUGCUGGGGCAGGACUCACCAAAUAGGGACUCACUUCAAGCAUGCGUGCCAUGUGUUGCGCUACCUGAAAGCAACCGCCUCUCGUGGUCUGGUCUUCAAGAGCACACCCACGGCUGACGUGCUGUGGUGCCCGCAUUGUGGUGUUCGUCAUGAGGAGCCUCCAGUUGGCGAACACCUCAUCUGGGCAGGCUCGAAGGUCAUCAACCUGCACAAGCCACACAAGAUUCACGUGUGCCACAAGUGCAGCGAAGGAUGGGAUGAAGGCAGGCCGUAUCUUGGCGUCAUACCUGGCGAUGCGAACGACGAGAGCGCACCCACAUUGGUGGCCUACUCUGAUGCGUCGUGGGCCGACCAGGAGAACUCCAAGAGCACAGGCGGCUUCAUCAUCUACUUGGAUGAGAAUCCACUGGCCUGGUCGAGCCCGACAGAGUCAGAAUGCAUCGCUGCGAGUGACUGCACGCGUGAGUUGCUGUACCUCAGGAAUGUGCUGGAGGGGCUGGGGUUCAAGCUGCCAGCUGCUGUUCUGUUCGGUGAUAACCAAGGCUGCAUACAGAACAUCAAGAACCACCAGGCGUCCAAGAAGACGCGACACAUUGCCAUCAAGUACAACUUUGUGCGUGAUACAUACCAGCAAGGGCUGAUCAAGCCCGAGUAUGUUGCGUCCAAGGAGAACGUGGCUGACGUCCUGACGAAGGCUCUCCCUGUGCCUCAACGCGCCAAGCUGACCUGCAGGUUGACUGGGCUGGUGGGCGCUGACAGCCUCACUCUGAUGGACGAACCUGAGAGUAAGAAAAAGAGGUAGAAGACCAACAAGGAACCGUCCAAGAGUGCUGCUGUGUAGAAAUCUGGCUGAACCAAGGAAGGGAGAGUCCCAUUGUGUUUGUGUGUGAGUGAUGGGCUGUGAGUGUUUUUGCUUGGCGUAGCUGUUGUCUUGCUUGAAGGGGGGUGCCCUAGGCACUCUCACACUACUCUGCUUUCCUGCAGUUAAGUGGCUGGGAUUUGAUGGGUUGGCUCAGUCGCCGUUCAGCAAGAUGCGUUGCGUAGAUAGGCUCUCUUUCGCUGCAAGAGGGGUAGAGGGGCGUAGAUCUGUCGGGGCUCAUGCUUUUGCCUUUGGCCCUCGAGUCGUAUGGGCGGAGGCCUCCAACCAUGGAGAUAUAUCCACAUAUACCUUCCCAUAU
Molecule: messenger RNA, 4646 nt
Organism: Vitrella brassicaformis
Lineage: Eukaryota; Vitrellaceae
Source: the annotation of a GenBank genome assembly